Messenger RNA from Nycticebus coucang (slow loris), 1024 nucleotides. Its product is annotated as olfactory receptor 10C1. Bases 60 to 1007 code for a protein of 315 amino acids. Gene Ontology annotation, cellular component: membrane. The record is from RefSeq and is a predicted model, not a curated record. Gene Ontology annotation, molecular function: olfactory receptor activity; G protein-coupled receptor activity. The transcript has a single exon. Gene Ontology annotation, biological process: G protein-coupled receptor signaling pathway. Lineage: Eukaryota; Metazoa; Chordata; Mammalia; Primates; Lorisidae.
CUUCCCAGUUCCACAGUUGAGACAUCUUCUUGCCAUCUCUGCCUUCCAGUCAAAGGAAUAUGAGCAGGAAGAGCGAAAACACCUCUGUGGUGACUGAGUUCAUUCUUGUAGGCUUCUCCCACCUAGUCAACCUCCAGGACUUGCUGUUCUCUCUCUUUCUCACCGUCUACCUAUUGACUGUGGCAGGGAACCUCCUCAUCGUGGUGCUGGUCUCCACAGAUGCUGCCCUCCAAUCCCCUAUGUACUUCUUCCUUCGAAUGCUCUCAGUCCUGGAGAUUGGCUACACUUCUGUCACUGUCCCCCUGCUGCUUCAUCACCUCCUCACUGGUCGGCGCCACGUACCUCGCUCUGGAUGUGCUCUCCAGAUGUUCUUCUUUCUCUUUUUUGGUGCCACAGAGUGUUGUCUCCUGGCAGCCAUGGCCUAUGACCGCUAUGCUGCCAUCUGCAAACCCCUUCACUACUCACUGCUGUUGAGCCGCCGGGUGUGUCUGCAGCUAGCUGGGACAGCGUGGGCCUGUGGGGCGAUGGUAGGGCUUGGCCAUACGGCCUUCAUCUUCUCCUUGCCCUUUUGCGGCCCAAAUGCCAUCCCACACUUCUUCUGUGAAAUCCAGCCCGUCCUGCAGCUGGUGUGUGGAGACACCUCACUUAAUGAAUUGCAGAUUAUUUUGGCUGCUGCCCUCAUCAUCCUCUGCCCCUUUGGCCUAAUCCUGGGCUCCUAUGGGCAUAUUCUGGCUGCUAUCUUCCGGAUCCCAUCUGCUGCUGGCCGUCGCAAGGCCUUCUCCACCUGCUCCUCCCACCUUAUCGUGGUCUCCCUCUUCUAUGGCACUGCCAUCUUUAUCUAUAUUCGCCCCAAGGCCAGCUAUGAUCCAGCCACUGAUCCUCUUCUGUCCCUCUUCUACGCUGUGGUCACCCCCAUCCUCAAUCCCAUCAUCUACAGCCUGAGGAACACUGACGUCAAGGCUGCCUUGAAGAGAAUCAUCCAGAAAAUGGGGUCUACAGACAUUUGAAAAGGCGAUGAAAUGUG